Molecule: messenger RNA, 943 nt
Organism: Panicum hallii
Lineage: Eukaryota; Viridiplantae; Streptophyta; Magnoliopsida; Poales; Poaceae
Product: KAT8 regulatory NSL complex subunit 3
Exons: 6
Coding region: 148-846 (232 amino acids)
Source: RefSeq, a predicted model, not a curated record
CUGCCACCUGACCUGACGCCCGCCGACCGUGGAAGGGCGGGAAGCAAGAGGAGUUUCCCGCGCUCAAGUGGCCGCCACUCCAUUCCCGUUCCCCCCGCGCCCCAAUCCCAAACUAGGGUUUCUUCCGCCCCUCAAUCGCCGUUCCUCAUGGCUCCCAAGCGCCGCCGCGCGGAUCAGAGCUCGCCCGCGCCGGCGCCAGCUCCUCCCCUGCGGACGCCGAAACGUCAGCCGGUGGUCGUCUUCGCUCACGGCGCCGGUGCCCCUUCCUCCUCCGAUUGGAUGGUCCAUUGGAAGGAGAUGGUGCGGGAUGCACUGGAUGCUGUCGAAGUGGUGAUUUUUGACUACCCAUAUAUGUCAGGUGGGAAGCGCAGGGCGCCGCCAAAGGCAGAGAAGCUUGUUGAUCAUCACCUGGGCGUCGUGAAGGAUGCUGCCGCCAAGUAUCAGGGGCAUCCUCUUAUUUUGAUGGGGAAGUCCAUGGGAUCGAGGGUCAGCUGCAUGGUGGCAAGCUCCGACGACAUUGAUGUUUCUGCUGUUGUAUGCUUGGGUUACCCUUUGAAGGGAGUGAAUGGAGCAGUGAGAGAUGAGACACUAUUACAGCUGAAGGUUCCAACAAUGUUUGUUCAGGGAAGUAAAGAUGGUUUGUGUCCCUUAGAUAGACUUGAGUCCACUCGCAAGAAGAUGACCUGCAAGAAUGAACUGCAUGUUAUUGAUGGUGGUGACCACUCCUUUAAGAUCGGCAAAAAAUACCUAGAGUCUAGAGGGUUAAAUCAACAUGAUGUUGAAAUGGAAGCUGUCAAAGCGAUUUCUCAGUUUGUCCAGAACUCCUUCAGUGAGAGCUGUACCUAGCCAUCUUGUAUAUUUUCCUUAUAACACCUCAUGGUGACAAGACCUUAAUCUUUGGCUUUGUCCAAAACUAAUAUGUUAAUGUAAUCCUUUAGUGCAA